AUGGCAAGAGUUUCGUGGGAGAAACCUGUGAGGGGAGAUCCAAUGCAUAGAUUGUGGAUCAAACUUCAUAGACUGAAAGCUGAUGUGAAGAAGACUACUAUUGGGAGGGUUAAGCAGCUUUCAGAGGAGCUUAUCAAAUUACAUAAUCAUGAGGAGGCUAGGCUUAUACAGAGGACCAAAAUAAAUUGGAUCAGACAAGGUGAUGAGAACUCUCAUUUUUUCUAUGCAUACCUAAAAUCUAGACAAAACAGAAACUGUAUAAAAUAUCUGCAGAGAGAUAGUGGUGACAUUGUUUCUGGUCAGAGUGAUAUGGAGAAGGAAGUCAUGGAUUUUUACAGUAGUUUAAUGGGGGACAGUGCUAAGAGUAUAAAAUAUAUUAAUAUUGAAGCCAUGAGAGAGGGAAAGCAACUUGAAGUGCAUCAUAAACUCUUCCUUGAGGAUGUUAGGGAGGCUGUCAACGAGUUCUUCAGCACAGGGAUGAUGCACAAACAAUUCAAUAAAACUGUGGUCACUCUAAUACCUAAGGGUGAUAGUGCAAAGAGCAUUAGAGACUUUAGGCCUAUUGCAGGCUGCACAAUUUUUCUGAAGAUUGUCUCAAAAGUCAUAACUGCAAGAAUGAGAAGUGUCAUGCCUGAGAUCAUCAAUAAGAACCAAGCUGCCUUUGUAGCAGGGCAAGAUAUCCACAAUCACAUCCACUUGGCCUAUGAACUAAUAAAAGGAUAUGGUAGGAAAAAAGGCACACCUAGAUGUAUGUUCCAAAUAGACCUUCAAAAGGCCUAUGAUAUGUGUGUUGCAAAUGUUCUGAAUGCGAUUCCCAUAUAUUCGCUUUCGUUUUACCGUGCUCCAAAGAAGGUUUUAAAAGAAAUCGUUAGCAUCCAACGUAAAUUCUUAUGGAGAGGGGUGGAUGGAGGUGGUGGGAUUAAUUGGGUUAGUUGGCGUAGUGUUUGUAAGCCGAAGGCGGAAGGUGGGCUAAGCAUCCGUGAUGUCGAUAGCAUGAAUGUGUCCCUUCUCAUGAAGUGGAAGUGGCGAAUCAUGACAGAGGAAAACGCAAUCUGGUCUAAUAUCCUCAAGCAUAGAUACUCCAAACCCGUGGUGAAGAUGUUUGUCAAUGACAAAGUAGUUUUAACCCGGAACGACUCCAUUUGGUGGCGGAAUUUGUUAAUGAUUAAUGACUGUGCUGGAUCCAAUGGUGUUUCCAUCUCUGACUUGUUUUUUUGCAGGGUAAAUUCCGGCGAGAAUGUGUCUUUUUGGUUCAGCAAGUGGGCUGGAAACCAAGUCAUUUCCGAAGCCUUCCCAGAACUUUACAACCAUGCGAACAACCCAUGUAUGACUGUGGCGGACGCUGGUUUUUGGCAAGAUGGAACUUGGGUCUGGGACAGCGAUCGUUGGAUUCGUAACGAUGACGAAGAGACCGUUUCGGAGUUACUGGAGCAGCUGGUGGAUAUGCUGCCUCUGUUGGAUCCGGCAAGCACGGGCAGGGACGAAUUUAAUUGGGCAGAGGACGAUUCGCACAGCUUCACUGUAAAAGAUUGUGUGACAAUAAUUAAGAGAGGUGGUUUUUCUGUGGGGCUGCAGGAAGAGGUUCUGAGCAGGAUUUCUUUCAUUUGGAAGCUCAAAAUUCCUUCUAAAGUGGGAAUUUUCUUAUGGAGAUUUUCUUUAGCAAGAUUGCCUACUAAAGAUCAACUGAAAAAGAGAGGGAUCCUGAACGAAGAUAGCGACUGUUGCUGUGUGUUUUGUUUUCAGGUUUUGGAGGACAAUUACCACCUUUUUGAUGGGUGCACUAUUACUAGAAGAAUUUGGCACAAAGUAGGAGAGUGGAUUGGAACAACUUCGAUUAAUUUAUCGAACGAAGAGCUGAGGAACUUUCCGGAUAACUUCACAAAAAUUAAGGUGGUAGACGAACGAUUAACUGUAGGUAUCAUUUGGUCGGCGGUUCUGUGGAAUUUGUGGAUUAUUCGUAAUAGCAUUCUGUUUAGUGGUAACGUGUUUACCUUUGACGAGUGUUAUAGUGCUAUAGUGCUCACCUCGUGGAAAUGGUUUAGGUCAGUUAAUGAUUCUUCUACGGCUUGUAAUUUUCACUUUUGGAACAUUUUACCUCUGUCUUGUAUAAAGAGGUAA
This is a messenger RNA of Vicia villosa (hairy vetch), 2118 nucleotides long. RefSeq lists its product as uncharacterized. Bases 1 to 2118 code for a protein of 705 amino acids. The transcript is spliced from 4 exons. Lineage: Eukaryota; Viridiplantae; Streptophyta; Magnoliopsida; Fabales; Fabaceae. The record is from RefSeq and is a predicted model, not a curated record.